UGAAAGUUGAAAGGUAACGGACUUGUAGCGCACCCACAGGCACACGUGCAGCAGCAGAGAUGGCUGCCAUUUAUUCUGGGAUCCACUUGAAGUUGAAGAGUCCUGGGACUCCAUGGGAGAACAAGCUGAAGCUGGCUCGGUUUGCUUUCAUCUCCCCCCAGUGCCUGUUGCCGAACAAGGAACAGGUGUUACUGGAUUGGACCACACAUGCUUUGACAGGAUUCUACAAUAAGAAGGUGGAGUUCUCUCAGAGUGUUCUAAAGGGACUAUGGUGUUACCUUGACGAUUUGCUGCACAGCAAGAAGCUUCACUCCCUGUUGAGCCAGGGUAAAAACAUCACCCUCAAGCUUAAUGUGAAACAGGCACUGCUUGAUCGUCUACAGGAGUGUUUGUGUGACGGGCCUGAACCCUCGGUGUCUCUAUCGACACUGCUGAGCGUGUGUAAAGGCAUCCUCUCCUCCCCAACCCUCUCAUCCAUCCUCACAACCAAAUAUGAACUCUUGGCAGAGCUCAUGGCUAAACUUUGCUGUUUGGCCUGUUACAAACUACAACACCGGGACUCUGCGCCUCCCGCACUGGCGUCCAAACCGGGCUCAGAACCUGCCCCGUCUCAAGAUGAACCCACGCUCAUGUUUGAGGUUCUGCUGCAGGUGCUGUCGUGUUAUCUGUCAAUUCAACGGCAACAGGUGAACGCACAUCGCGUGUUUACCGUCGUCACCAACCAGCUGCUACAGCCCGUGGUCCUCCUGAGGCACCUGCUGACCUCUGCCGAGCCCACGCCGUCGCUGCCCUCUCAGCGCCUUCGCCCCCAGCUGAGCAGAGACAUCCGCGGUAAAAUGGACUCCAUUCUCCAGUUGGCACUCUUCCCUACGGAGCAGCUGGGCUCCUACAAGGAAGAGCUCGUCCCGGUGAAGGCGGAGACCGGGAAGGUCGGUCCCGGCGGGGCCAAGGGCCAACCGAAGCCCCUGAAAAUCAUACUGACCAAGCUAGGGGCCCAGGGCUACUGCGAUGCCUCCCUGCAUUAUGCCGUGAGGACGAACGCCUUGUCUCUGCUGUUCAAGCUGUGCUUGGACAGCUAUGGGAAGGGCGGUACCGGUGUCAAUGAGGAGCCGAGGAUGCUCUGUUUCCGUUUUCUCACCCACCUCCUUCCUGCCUUAGACUUAGGCCUGGGCUCCUCAGCGGUGCCCGGCCCCUCUGACCAAACCACCCAACCAGAGAGCUGGAGCCAGGCCCUUCUGACUCUUGAGAACCUGCUCAAUCAAGCACUGUCUUCAGACAUCUAUAAUGUAGCGGCAGAUCGGAUCCGACACGGGGAGGUUCAACUUCUGUUUUACAGAGGGCUGGUCCAAAUACUCUUCAGCCAUGCCCAGCAGAGCAUCCCGGCCUGGUACCGCUGUCUGAAGGUGCUGUUGGGACUCAACCAUCUGAUUGUAGAACCGGAACUGGACCAGCUCUUGUCGUUGGCAUGGGUGGAUUCGGAUUGCAUGGAUUCCAGGGUCCAACGGGCCAGACAGCUGCUGGUGUGUAACCUGCUUCAGACGUACACCAAACUCCACCAGCUUCCCCGCCUCUUCACAGAGCUUCUGUCCGUCGUCUGUUGGCCGGCGUCCGAUCAACUCCGCCCGACCCUGUUGACCGACGAGAUCUGCACCUCCAUCAAGACCUGCCUGCUCGACGCGUCCGCCUCCCAGGCGACGGAGAUCUGCGCUCUGACGCUGGAGAGCAUCAACAGGUACAUUCUACCGGACCUGCUGGACGACGACCAGGGGGAGGACAAGGAGUCUGAGAUGAGUGGAGGGGAGGCAGGCGCGGAGGCCGGAGACGUGAAGAUGGACCAGGGCGGCGGCGUGUUGGACGGGGAGCGAGGCGACGCGUCCCUGAAGCUGGUCUCCCACAGCCAGCUCCUCCACGCCGUCUUGUUCAGCCUGAAGACGCUGGACAACGCCUCCCCCGUCCCGCUGGUGAGGCAGACCACCAAACUGAUGGGGGUCAUGGGACACCUUGUGGACACUCUGCUGAAGCUGGUCACGUCGGAGAGUACUCGGAUGGACACCGACGACGACGACCCAAGUACUUCCAAGACUGAGGAAAGCGAACCAGGCCAAGACACGGAGCCUUGUACCCAGUGGAAGCAGAAAACCACAGAGGCGGCGCUGCUACUGCGCUACACCUGGGUGGAGGUGGACGCCCUCUUCCAUAUACAUUGCAGCAAAUACACGUCUCUCGAGUCGCCCCUAAGCCCAGCUCUAGGCAAGGCCGAUGACCAAGAGCUACCCAGUAGCUUAGUGCUAAGCCGCUUGAAAGAGUUUCUCUCUGGCGAGGUUUUGCCGGGUAUGUUCCUGCCUUUCCCCUCAAAGUCCUCUGAUAGCACGACCAGCGGGUGGCUGCUCAAACUCCUCGCCUUGCAACAAUUUAAGAAAGUGCUGUUAGACUCCCAUCUACUGGCCAAAGCUGAAACUGCAGCAAUACUGAGCAGUGCAGCGCAGUUUAUUUUGGCGAAAGAAGAGCUCUUGGCAAGCUUGGAGAAGGAGCAAGACGCAGACAGGGAGACGAACAAAGGCCCAAACUCCUACCCUGUGGCGCACUGGUAUCUGGUCACAUCAAGUUUACCCUUAAUUGCUUCCUAUCUAUCGGUGGGAGAUGAAGGCUGUGUGGCAGACGUGGUUCUCCGCUCAAUGCUGAGCAGACGGACCAAGGAAAACACGGACUGGCUGCCGGUGUUGUGUGGCAGCCAGUCCAUCUCAGCCAUAUCAUCCCAGCUCCUCCAAAGCCACUUCUACGUUGAGCUGCCUUCCCUGUACUCUUCCACAGUGAAGUCUCUCACUCAGCGAAUCAUCACGGUCCUUCAGAUGUCCCCCGAGACUGAUCUCCCGACGAAAGGAAGUCCGCCGAGCCCAUCGGACAAAGCGAUCCAAGCCCUGGCCGACGUGGAGGCUUUAGUCGAGGUGAUACUGGGAUCCUCUCAGACCAGAGAAGCUUCCAUCGUGGUGUCCCACGCACAGACACAGGAGCUCCUCAGCCUCAUGGACCUCGCGGCAAACCUCAACCCAGACGGGAUCAACGCCGAGGACCUCACCCACCUCUUUCUCCUACUUCUCUUCGUUCUCACGUCUACCACCAGCCCGCCAGAGGGGCCGGCGGGGGUAACCGAUAACCCGGGGAACGACACGCUUUUUCUGGGGAAGCUGCUCGGUCUUCUGACCGGUCUGAUGGAGGGUAGCCAUUUUCAAAGCGUGCUGAAGCAGAUCCAUGGCAGUAGCGUUCUGCAGGCGGUUGUGUCGUCCAUCCUCGCGAGAAGUGGCAAGGCAGGACGUUCCUCCACAGGCGACAGUGGCUGGAUGGAUCUGGUCAAAGCUGUCCAGGGCUUCAUCAAGUCCUUAGUCCACUGCAUCAUCAUCAGAAACAGCAGCGUCCGCCUGAACCUUGACCAGUUUACAUCCUACCUCGCCAGCCAAAGGAUUGCAGGUAUGGAAACCAUUUGGCCUCAGACCGAACCAAGUACACCCACAGUAACCGUGUCUGAAGCUCCAGAGGCCCCAGACAUUCCCUCUCUUCAACUGCUGCUGGCGUCGCUGACUUCCUUCUCCAAGACGAUGGCGCGUUGCCUCGGCAGAAGCAAACCCAUGGACCAAACGUUGUCCGCAACGAUACGGAAAUCCACGGCGGCCCUGGGGCCGAUCAUCGAGACCGUCCUCAAGUCCCAGGCGGUGAGCCGGCCGGCCAGCGUGCUCGGCCAGGCGUUUCUGGUCGAGGUCGUCACCGUCAUGCUCCAGUGUGAGCUGUCCGCCGUACCGGUGGACCCGGGGGCGAAACCGAGCAGCGCGCACACUGCUCUGUACCACAGCUUCUGCCAGCAGAUCCUCAAGGAGAUCCACUCGGCGCCGCGGCCCAAAGACUUCCUGCUCUCCUCGCUGCGCUUUCUGUCUGCCUUCUACUGCAUGGUCAAGAGGAACGCGGGAGAGAAGAGCGGAGGAGACGAGGUGGACGAGCUGUUCACGCGGAUGCUGCAGACUGUGUUCACCCUGCUGGCAGCUGAUUGGCUGUCACUGAGUGAUCUGUGUGGGUUGGAGCCGGCGGUAGAAGACCUCUUAGGCCACCUGCUGGAUGGGAGUACCACAGGACAGUUCAACCUUCUGCUACUGCUGAUCAGAGAGGGACUAGACAGUAGCAAGCUGGAGGCUGGGAGCUACAAGGAGGUUCUGUCUGCCGUCACGACCACAAAGCUCCUGUCACGCUGCGGUAUGCCUGAGGCCUGCUCCAGAGCGCUGUGGCUCAUCGCUCCUCAGAUCAUCUCCUCAAUGGUGUUCGUCGUGAGGUCAUCCAGCCAGGACCCGACCCUGUCCCAGGCCCUCACCGUGCCCACGCUGACCUCCAUGACGUCGCUGCUGAACCAGGGCGAGGGGCUGAUCUCCAGCCCGCACCACGUGACCCUGGUGCUGGCCGCGCUGCAGCUGGUUCCCCUGGAGCGGCUGCCCCCGCCCGCCUACCGGUCCGCCUUCCACGCCGUGCACGAGACUCUGUUCGCCGUCGUCAGCUGCCAUCCUCAGGUGCUGGUGAGCACGGCUCCAACCUUUCUGACGGUGUUCUACCGGCUAGUGGCGUCCAUCAUGCACGAAGGACGGCAGAAAGGAGACAGCGACACAGGUCCUGACGGGGACGUGUACCUCCAGUGCUCCAUGCUGCUGGAGAGGAUGUACACUCACAUCGCCGCGGCUGCGGAGGUCUUCACCAACUUCGCUCCCUUCAUAGUGUCUCAGUAUGUCACCGAGCUGCAGAAGGUCACUCUGCGCCCGGACGUCAAGCUGCGCGUCACGGAAGGGAUUUAUCAGAUCAUGGACCUCUGCAUUGAGAGGGAUAUCAAGUUCCUGACGGCCGGUCUGCAACCCGGAGUCCGGGAAGUUUUUAACGAGCUUUACGCUAGCUACAGCCACUACCACAAGGCUCAGAGACAAGGAGAGGACAAAUACACAGCAGCCUAGGCAGCCGUGCCCAUCGUGGUUACUUGGCAUUCCAGUAAUUCAUGUGUGAACGAUCUCUUGUCCCAAAUGUACGUGUGUAACAUACCAUUUAAUGAAGGCUGUUUUUGAAAGUCACAUUUUGUAACUGUUUAGAUUGCUGAUUUAAGAAAAUGAAUAUAAUAUGGAGUGUAUUAUUAAACACCUGUUUUAUGUACUUUUA
Molecule: messenger RNA, 5178 nt
Organism: Gadus macrocephalus (Pacific cod)
Lineage: Eukaryota; Metazoa; Chordata; Actinopteri; Gadiformes; Gadidae
Gene: urb2
Product: URB2 ribosome biogenesis homolog
Exons: 12
Coding region: 60-4979 (1639 amino acids)
Biological process (GO): ribosome biogenesis
Cellular component (GO): nucleolus
Source: RefSeq, a predicted model, not a curated record